Molecule: messenger RNA, 122 nt
Organism: Dentiscutata heterogama
Lineage: Eukaryota; Fungi; Glomeromycota; Glomeromycetes; Diversisporales; Gigasporaceae
Source: the annotation of a GenBank genome assembly
GUUUGGUAAAACCAACAUCACUUUUUGAUUUUAAUGAUGAUAUCACUGUAGUUCCUGUUAGGUCAGAUGGAUGUAAAGUUAGUCCGAAAGAUGCAGGAGUUAAUAAGGUUGAAGUUUAUUAA